CUAAUUUCUAUUUGAAAAAAGAAAAAAGAAAAAGAAGAGAGAUAUGAUUUUGUCUCAUGACUUUGCUGCUUGAUUCAUUCAGGCGGAGACUGCAUGGGCCAUGACUGUUCUUGGGUACUUGGCCAAACUAGUGUUGGGGGUUUUAGGGUUGAUUGUUUCAGUGGCAUGGAUUGCACAUAUUGUGAUAUAUCUAUUGAUUAACCCUCCUCUUUCUCCUUUCCUAAAUGGGGUUUUCAUCAAGUUGGAUGACGUCUGGGGUCUUCUGGGAACUGCAGCCUUUGCAUUCUUCUGCUUCUACCUUCUACUUGCCGUGAUUGCUGGGGCAAUGAUGCUUGGCAUGAGAUUAGUUUUCAUAACAAUCCAUCCCAUGAAGUGGGGAGCCACUCUGAUGAACUCCUUUCUUUUUAAUGUGGGACUCAUUCUUCUUUGCUCCAUCAGGAUUGAUUAGCCUCAGUAAUGCUCAUGAAGAAUCUUCAAGUUGGUGUAUGCCCUAAGUGAACUACAAACUAAGCUUCAGAAGUGAUUGAAGUAGCUAAAUUGGAAUAGCCUUAACCGUACCUGACUCGGAUUAUUGGUGGUUUUGCUUUCAGGAGAUAAUGCACGAUCCUCAGGUGGCAGCCGAUGGAUUCACCUACGAAGGAGAUGCUCUGCGUGGAUGGUUGGAAAAUGGCCGAGAAACUUCCCCGAUGACCAAUUUGAGACUGGAUCACUUGCAUCUCACUCCCAACCAUGCACUGAGACUUGCUAUUCAAGAUUGGCUUUGCAAAGUCUAGCAUACCAUUCGUAUACAUUCAGUCUAUGUCAUAAUGUAUAUUUGUAGAGUCUUCUUGUAUUUGGAGAAAAAAAAACCCUUUUACCAUUGUAUUUGGAUAACUAUUGAAAUAUUCUGUCUAAAGAGGACUGGGAGAAACAACAGGCUAAAGAGGUAGAGCAUUGCAUUGGCUUCUGUAUGCCAGUUGUAUCAAAAUCUUGUAUUGGUAUCACGAACUUUUUUUUAUGUAUUUUAUUUUAUUUGUAUGUUAA
Camellia sinensis is the source of this 1023-nucleotide messenger RNA. The record is from RefSeq and is a predicted model, not a curated record. NCBI's taxonomy places the organism in Eukaryota, Viridiplantae, Streptophyta, Magnoliopsida, Ericales, Theaceae.